Molecule: messenger RNA, 3478 nt
Organism: Thrips palmi
Lineage: Eukaryota; Metazoa; Arthropoda; Insecta; Thysanoptera; Thripidae
Product: mucin-5AC-like
Exons: 4
Coding region: 1-3180 (1059 amino acids)
Source: RefSeq, a predicted model, not a curated record
AUGAAGAUGGUUCGCCUUGAGGCCGCCGGCGCGCUGCUGGCGGCGCUGCUGCUGUGCGCGGGCCUCGACCCCGCGACCGCCAGGGGCGUCCCCGCGCGGUCCGCCAGCACGACCAGCACCGAGGCGACGCCCGCCCACCACCAGCCGGCCACCAAGCGCGACCUGGAGAACGACAUCGACUUCGACGGGCUGGUCUCCAGCGGCGAGCAAUCCAGUACAGUGGAACAGGUACUGAACCAGUCACGCGGUGUCGCCGUCGACGCGGAGGAGACCGUCGCGGAGGUGCAGAGGAUCCUGGACCGCCACCCGAAGCUUCCGCGGCUGUCCCGGGGAGACAUCCUCGCCAUCCUGGAGAACAUCACCAAGUCGUCGACGGACUUCGCGGACGCCGCCGUGACGACCGCCUCCUCUCUGACGACGACCUGGUCGGCGAGCGGCGAGCAGACCGACAGCCUGGACACGGUGUACGCCACGGAGCCGACCACGCCCACGCCAGAGGGGGGCGUGGCCAUGGUGGUCAGCACCACCAGUGACCCGGAAGGAGCCGACGGCAGCGCCACGACGCCGGGGCUGGCCGGGCCGGACGCCAAGGGACGCGUGGAGCACGCGAGGGAACUCAUGGUGGUGCUGCCGUUCAGCGCCACGAACCUCAGCGAGACCAACAUCAAGGAGCUGUACACCAAGGCGCCGCUCACGCGUAUCAUAGGCGACGAGCCAGGCAACGAGUACCCCAGCAGGCCGCCCCCGCGGAAGUCGUCGCGGCCGCACCGCCGGCGCCCCACGGCCACACCUGCCCCGACGACCACGCCGCCUGCCACCCCCGCGUCGUCGCUCGCCGACUACAAGGUGAUCGAGGACCUGGAGAGCGACGCGCCGCCCCCCGCGCAGGAGGUGUUCGUCACUCCGCCGAGUCAGCGAGUGCGGGCGCCGGAGAGGAAGCGGCCCCAGUACACGGACCAGCAGCAGCGGUGGCGCGCGCCGGCCACCCCGACCCCCGCGCCGGAAGCCUCGUCCUUCGAGGAGGACGACGUGGACUACACGACCAAGAAGCGGCGCCCGGGAUCCACGGGGCGACCCUGGCGGGGGCAGCGGAGGACCACGGCCUUGCCCACCACGACCACGUCCACCACCUCGGCGCCAACUGAAGGCACGGUGGAGCCCACCGUGAUCCCCAGCAACCACAAGCCCGUGUACACCGAGCCCACCGUCAAGCCGUGGCGAGGAACCACCCCGCCGCCCGCCGUGCCCUCCAGCACCAAGAAGGCCAUUGCUGCCAGCAAGUACAAGCCGGACUACGACGCGGACAUCGUCAAGAAGCUGACGCCCGGAGGGUGGAACCCUGUGGCCGCCGAGCCGGGCAAGGACGCCAAGCGAAAGGGGCCCGGGGCCCGGCCCGCACCGCCACGCGGCACCCCGCUGCCCUCGCUGCACGACGUGAAGAACGCCAUGCUGCCCGCCACCACCAUGCGCCCCGUCCUGCGCGACGACGUCAAGGAACUGCUGGCGUCCAUCGGCCUCAAGACCGGCGCCAUCAACGUGGGCGUCGCGCCGAAGCGCAGCACCCUGGCGCCCACCACGGCCACCACGACGACCACCACGACGACCACCACAGAGCCACCCUACCCCAACGCGGCGAACGCUGCUGACUCGCUGACGCCCGAGAUGAAGGAGAUCCUCAUGUCCAUCGGGCUGCUGCCGCGCAAGGGCGAGCCGCCACUGCCAGUCCCGGGGGCGAUGCCGACGCCGGCGUCGCAGGGCCCCGUCAUCACGACGCAGCCCGUGGUGCCCGCCAUUGACCCCAGCUCCUACGUGCAGUUCAAGCCGCUGCCCCUCGCCUCCCAGCGCCCCGACGGCCCGCCCGCGCCCACCGGCCAAGUCAGCGAGGACAUGCAGGAGUUCCUGGCGUCGUUUGGCCUGGUCCCGGCCAUCCAGUCCGCCCGCAUCGUGUCCCGCCCCGAAGAGUACAUCAACAUGGACGACCUGUCGUCGGCUCGACGUGGCGCCAAGGCGAUGCAGGCCGCCGCCGUGGAGGACGCCGCGGUGGAUGCCGCGAUGGACGCCUCCCCCGCGGUGGUUCCCGCCGAACCAGAGACGGACCCGGACAACACGUCCUACGCCGAGCUUGGCAGCGAGGAGCCACUGCCCACCGCGGCCAGCCUGCUGCCCGAGGGCGCCGCGGAUGCCGCCGACGCCGCCGACGCGACGGUGCUGGAAAGCCUGUCGCUGCCGGACGACGUGAAGGCGGCGCUGGACAACCUCGGGCUGACGAGCGACUCUCAGACAUCGGCGACCGCGCCGUCGAGAAACGGCAAGCGCAUCGACGGCGUGGGCAAGAAGCACGUGUUCAACCCAGUGGCGCACUCGGCCAAGCUGGACGACCGCCGCGAGGCCGAGAAGGUCAUUAAGCUGCUGUCCAGCAUCCGCGUGCUGCCCAUCGGGCCCAACGGCACCGCCAUCAUCCCCGUGGACAUCAUCGCCGACCUGGUGGCCUCCACGGCGCCGACCAGCGCCACCACGCCGGCGACCUCCACCACGGCCUCGUUCGGGUUCAGGAAGAAGGAGAAGAAGCAGUCGGGGCGCCGGCGGCCGCAGAAGCAGGACGACGAGCACCGCCUGGUGGAGGACAGUGGACCCAGCCCGCUGUCCAGCGAGGAGCUGCGCCUGUUCCUGGACGCCGCCAAGAACGAAGUGAAGCGCCAGCAGACCGCCAGCAGCGCGUCGAGCAGCUCGUCAAGCAGCGCAUCAUCGUCUAGCUCGUCAUCGUCGAGCUCGUCCUCGUCGUCAAGCAGUGACACUGCUGUAACAGCGUACGACGAAAAUGCGGCUGAGAUCCCCACCACAGUCAGUGAUAGCGAUAGCGUGGGGGACUCAGCCUCCAGUUCGGGGACGACCCCCGCCAUGUCGUCCAGCACCAGCACCACGACGACGACCACCACGACCACCGAGGCGCCGACCGCCAACCUGGACGACCUGGCAGCCUCGUUCGGCGGGGAUGGCGACAGGCCAAAGAUCGCGGCCCCCGUGGACACGCUGCCCCCCGCCAGGCCCAACGGCCUGUACUUCCUGUUCGACUGGAACACCUUCCUCAACGUGGGCGAGGAGGGCAAGAACCCCGUCAAGCUCAACUUCGCCCCGCGCAUCGGUGACCCAAAGAGAUUUAUAGAAGUUAAAGUUCCCUGAGUCUCCUUAGCCUGAAGCCCUUUAUUGACUGAACAGAUGGCUUCUCAAAGCCUCUUUGUACCAAAAGGAGUGAAAUACAUUGCGUUUCAUAGUGUCUGAAACAACGAUAAAAAAUGGUAAUACUUGCAGCACACAAGGGCAGUGUGACUUGCCUCUCUCUAUUUUCUGAAGUCAUUCUCCAACUACAAAUAUACACUGUUUAAGUGUGCUUCAAUGUGAUGGUAGGGUCUAUUUAAAUUUUGUGUAAAUAUAGUAAUUUAAGAUGUAAUCUUAUGUGAACAACAUAAAAUAAAUAUUA